GCCAGGCUGCGGGCACGGUUCGGUGACCAUGGAGGGGGCUGCUCCGAUCUCUCCCCUGCCUGUUGAAGCGGAAGGGGGACUCCCGCGUGGCUGCGCGCUCGGGGAGCUCCCGCGGCCGCUCUGAAGCGCAGACAUGCCGGGGAGGCUCAGGUACAGCACGGCUCUGACUGGUCUCUCCGCGUCUUUCACGAGUUCGCACCUGAGCGCCUCAGAGGCAGCCACUUCGCAUGGAGGUAGGUCCCCUCCAGGCCCCGUGGCAAGCUGAAGCUGUGCUAGUUGGUUUCCCUUCUUGAAGUGGAGGCGUGUGGGGCGGAGGAAGGAAGGACCCGAAACUUCAGACGCGCAGACUGGCUGUUUGCCCGCGCCAGCGUCCCGAGGGCGGAAAGUCACUGUCUGAGCCAGCAGACCCCAGGGGGCGCCUUAAGAAAUGGCCCCGAGCACCCGAGGAUGAGCCCCAGCUCCGAGAGCCGCGGGAAAGGGGCGAUAAAGGUCCACGCAGCGCAGCACGUCCUAGCCGUCCAAGUGCCCUGGAGAGCCGGGCUGGAUCCGCCGGCAGAGAUGCGGGGCGGCCAUGGAUCGCUCUGCUCGUGGCCGCUGGCAGCCGAGGCCCCGGGUGUUUAACCCAGGACGCCGCUACGCUUGUGGGAGCUUGGGGCCGCUACAGCCGGGUGCAAACUUACUGCCGGGCUCCAGCGGUCCCCUUGGCCUGGUCCCCGGGGGCGGAGAAUGGCGUGGCGCGGCUGCUGCUGCUCCAGCCUGGGUCACCUGAAUGAGGAUAACGCCCGCUUCCUGCUGCUGGCCGCGCUCAUCAUCCUGUACAUGCUGUGCGGGGCUGCCGUGUUCUCGGCCAUCGAGCUGCCCACCGAGAGGGAAGCCAAGGAGAAGUGGGAGGAGAGGUUCGUGAACUUCAGCCAGAGGCACAACCUGAGCCGGGCGGAGCUGCAAGAUUUCCUCCGGGAAUACCAAGAAGCCAGUGUAGCCGGGAUUCGGGUCGAUGACAUCAGACCCCGAUGGGAUUUUACCGGGGCCUUUUAUUUUGUGGGGACUGUGGUUUCAACAAUAGGGUUUGGCAUGACCACCCCAGCCACCGUUGGAGGGAAAAUUUUUCUGAUAUUUUAUGGCCUUAUAGGAUGUGCAGGGACCAUUUUAUUCUUUAACCUGUUCCUGGAGCGCUUGAUCACAGUCAUAGCCUACAUCAUGAAAUCCUGCCAUGAAAGACAGCUGAGGAGAAAAGGGGUCCUCCCUCAUGACAGCCGGCGGGGCUCAGGGAACUCUGAGGUGGACAGCUUAGCAGGGUGGAAACCAUCUGUGUACUACGUCAUGCUCAUUUUAUGUGUCGCAUCACUCAUCAUUUCCUGUUGUGCCUCUGCAAUGUACACACCUAUCGAAGGGUGGAGUUACUUUGACUCACUUUACUUUUGUUUCGUGGCCUUCAGUACUAUUGGUUUUGGUGACCUGGUUAGUAGCCAAAAUGCCAAGUAUGAGAGCCAAGGCCUGUACCGAUUUGGCAAUUUUGUCUUCAUACUCAUGGGGGUUUGCUGCAUCUAUUCCUUAUUUAAUGUGAUCUCAAUUGUUAUCAAACAGUCCAUAAACUGGGUAUUAAAGAAGAUGGAUUGCCGGUGCUGCCCCAGAUGCCAAAGAAAAUUGUUUAGGUCACGGCGGAAUGUUGUGAUGCCGGGGAAUGUGCGGAGCCGGCGAAACAUCUCCAUUGAGACUGAUGGUGUCAAUGAGAGUGACACCGACGGACGCCGGUUGUCUGGCGAGAUGAUCUCUAUGAAAGACUUCUUAGCCUCCAAUAAAGUCUCACUGGCCAUCAUGCAGAAACAGCUGUCAGAAACUGCCAAUGGCUACCCCAGGCAGUUGAACUCUAGUUCUAAACAUAAUGGAUUCUCUGGCGGGGUAGGAGCCCUGGCAAUUAUGAAUAACAGGCUGGCAGAGACAAGCGUGGAUAGGUAAAAAAAAGUCAAAACAAUGGAAAAUGCAUCAACAAGUAUAGAAAUAACUAGCCAAUGAAUGUCAUCAGAGAGGCAGAGCUAAAUGAAAAGGACACCUUCUGUGAGAAGAUCUCUCAGUUUUUGGCAAGGAACUGUCAGUUAAUAUCUAUUGUUUUUUGCACUACUCAGCUCUCUACCUUCUUUUCCCCCCUUCCAUUUGGACCCUGGUCACUGAAGGAGAAUUUUCAAACUAAAUAUAAGGUAGCUCCAACACCAAUUUUCUAUGGGCCUCCCCUCCCCUCCCCCCGUGUAUUUACAUUAUGGUUAGUUUCAGGAAUAAAGAAUUGAUGGCUUGGGAGAAAUCACCUUCCAUAAUAUUGGAAUGAAAUUCUGCAUUGAGCUUAUUUUUAGUUCAGAAUUGAUAUUGGGGUUUCUGUUUGCUUUUGUUCCAAUCCUUUUAGACCUGGUUUCUGAAUGUAGCUUGUCUGAAACCAAAAGAGGAACCAUUAUAAGCCUUUCUCUGCACCAUCUAUAUUUUUGCACUCCUAAUUUAAGUGAGUAAAAAGCAAACUAUUUUUACUAAAUCUGUCUUCUCAAAACAAAUUCCUGUUCUGAAACAACUAUGUCAGUAAAGUAAAAAUUUGUUGUCCAGUACAGCAGUAUAAAUUUGGAGUAAUUUCAUCAGUGUCAACAGAAUUAUUCUGCUGUUACACUAGUGUAACUGAGAACAGAAGUUGGUCUUAAGAAUGUAACUUAGUCUUCCCCUGAGAGGACAUUGUCAAAAAUGAUAAAGUGAAAAUUAGACCUACUUUUGCUUUCUUAUGUGCGUUUGCAAAGUACAUUUAAUAUUUUCUAAGUUAACUUUUCCUCUAAAAACUGAAUCAAUUAAAUUUUCUUUAAAAAAAUUAAAUAUGGAUAGACAGAUCUCAUGAGCAAUCCUACAAUAACAAACAAGGACUGCUUCUAAAAAUGUGUGUACAGUGCCCCAUACUGAUUGCAGUUAAUGAGCACUGAUGUACCGUGUAAGAAUAUUUACACAAUGAACAGAUUUCAUUGCAGAAACAGAUUACAACGUCAGCAUUACAAGACAUUAUUCCAAGUACCCAUUAGCACAAGAAAUGUAAGAAGUGAUGAAAAACACUUUUGAGUGUUCUUUUUUAACAUUUGAGUUGGUAUAUUAUUCCACCAGCUCUGGCCUUUGGUGAUGAUAAUGAUAGGGUCUUGAUUAAGAAAAUGGAAAAUGUAUAACUCAUCAUUUUGCUAAAUAAAAGGAUCUCAGUGCUGAUUAUGAACUGGCUGAAGACCUAAAUGAGAACUGUUUUAAUGGUCAGAAAAACAUGGAAACAGGAAAUUAGAUAAGUUAAUGGAGGUAGCGUGGCAUUUUGCAUUAGGUGACAGUAAAAAUAAGGGAUUAAAUUCAAAGGAUAUUGCUAAGUAAAAAUUCUAGGUCAUAUUCUUGCUUCCUUUACACUUAUGCUAUUAAAGUAAGUGAGGAUAUGUGGAAGUAAAUGUGAAGAAUUUGGUGACAUGGGUCCUUUUUUAGUGUCUAUUGAAGUCAGGGGAUUUGGAUAGAGAGAGUUAAACAAAGUCUUACUUGUGUUACCCAUAAUACUGUUUAGAUUAUCACAAUUUAAAGACAUUUUAAAUAUCUAAUAUAAUUUUCAUAUUUAUGCAGAUUCUUUUUUCAUUUCAUUUACGUGGAUCAUGGUGGACUGGCCUCAUUUGUGUUAGGAUUCCCUUUCUGCCUUGCUAGUUGCUCUUGUGUCUGAGUUCAUAACACUUCAGGAGAAUAUUUACACACACUAAAUAUAUACUGCAUUUAAAAAUAUGUUGACAUCUCAUGAGGGUUUUACAAUUCAGCACUUUAAAAAAAAUGUUGGUUGGCCCUAAGAUACUGCACAUUUGCACUGCCUAUUUAACAAUUAAAUUGCAAAGAAUAGUAAGCUGUUCAUAGGAUUCGACAGCUAAAGUCCUGAUCCAAAGCCAAAUCCUGCUCAUCUUGCUUACACAUUUAGUAGCUCUGUUUGAAGACAGUAAGCCUUCUGAUCUCACUGAGUUUUUUUACAGCUGGCAUUUCCAUUGACUUCAAUGGGAUCACUCUUUAUUUGUGCAAACAUGAGAUCAGAAUCAGGCCAGAAUAUAUAGGCAAACAGUUUAUUAUUUUUUGAAUGCCAUUAUUCUAUCUGAUGGUCAGUGUUAUAUAAACAUAGAGGAAG
Messenger RNA from Pelodiscus sinensis (Chinese soft-shelled turtle), 4150 nucleotides. It is a transcript of the gene KCNK13, whose product is annotated as potassium two pore domain channel subfamily K member 13. The record is from RefSeq and is a predicted model, not a curated record. Lineage: Eukaryota; Metazoa; Chordata; Testudines; Trionychidae. Gene Ontology annotation, biological process: potassium ion transmembrane transport; stabilization of membrane potential. Gene Ontology annotation, cellular component: plasma membrane. Gene Ontology annotation, molecular function: potassium ion leak channel activity; outward rectifier potassium channel activity.